Emiliania huxleyi CCMP1516 is the source of this 1986-nucleotide messenger RNA. RefSeq lists its product as hypothetical. The record is from RefSeq and is a predicted model, not a curated record. The transcript is spliced from 6 exons. Bases 1 to 1986 code for a protein of 661 amino acids. Lineage: Eukaryota; Haptophyta; Isochrysidales; Noelaerhabdaceae.
AUGCGCGGCGUCUGCCUCUUCGUCACGCGCCUCGCAAAGCCGCUGCACAAGGACGAGGCGACUCCGUCGUCCGCCUGGCCGCCGUAUGCGGAGUGGCCGUCGCUGCUGCGCGCCGACGGACUCGCUGCCCUCGAGUCUCCGCGCGCCCUCGCCUUUCACGGCGUCACGACCGGCCUGGCCUCCGUCGUCGUGUUUCUCCUCCUCGCCCUCCGCCUGCCCGCCGCCGCUCUGCCGCCCGCGCUGCUCGCCGCCGCCGCCGCCACGCUCGCCGCCAACGCGCCCGCGCGCCGACUCGCCGACGGCGCCACGUGCUGCACCCCGCCGCUGCCGGCCGAGGCGGCGCCCGGCAGCGGUCCGCCCGGCGGCGGUCCCGACACGAGCGCGCCGCGCCACCCUCUCUUCCUGUGCGGCGAGACGAGCCUGAGCUUCACGGCGUCGCCCGGGGCGCUGCGGACUUCCGGGCGGCGCGAGGCGGACGCGGCGAACGCCGACGGCGCGGAGGGCGAGGCGCGGCGGAAGGCGCAGCUGCGCGAGCGCGCGUGCCGCUCGAUGCUCGAGCGGCAUAUGGGCGCGGCGCGGCGCAGCCUCCCGCCCGCCGACCUCGGCGCAAUCUGGUGCCCCGAGAUCACAAUCUCGGAGGUGACGCGCCGGCCCGAGGUCGUGGCCCGCGUCUGCCAGCGCCAGCCGUGGUACCGCACCAAGUUCACGCGCGAGCACUCCUACAACCACACCGCGCGCACGUGGCAGACCUCGCGAGACGCGGCGCCGCGCACCGCCGGCGCCGUCUACCUCGUCCGCGCCACCGGCGCGGCGCUGCAGCUGCUGUUUGGCCUGCACGGCGCCACCGCGUACGUAGCGCCCACCCUUGCCGGCUGCGCGCUGGGCGCCCACAUCCACACGCGCGGCGGCGUCUCGUGGCGGCUGCUCGCCGCCGCAGCCGCGUGCAUCUCCGCCGCCGCGUGCGUCGGAGUCCGCGGUCUGUACCUGCUCCGGAAGAAGGCCGCCUCUCCGGGCGCCUUCCCGGAGCAAGUCGCGGAAGACGCGCUGGAGCGAGGCGCCUCGCAGGUGCGGCUGCUCUGGCUCGCUCCGGAGGCGGCGUGCCUCGUCGCCACUUUUGCCAUCAUCGAUUUGCCGAGCGCCCGAUCGCGACGGCACCGCGCGGUGUGGGAGGCGCAGACCCGCGCCUUCCGCCGCGUCGGGCAGAUGAGCCUCACCGUCUACGCGUGGAUGGAGCCGCUCGCACAGCUCGCUCGAAUCCCGCUCCAGCGCGCGUUGCACGCGCGCGGCAUGAGCGUCGAGCGCGCCAAGCGGCAGCAGCCGGCCGAGCAGGCGGCGCUGCUCGGCUUCAUCGUCGGCAACUACCUGCUCUGGAUCGGCGUGCUCGCGGCGUGGUCGCGAUUGCGAUUGUGGCGAGAUGUAGGCUCGUUCGAGUGGCUCAUCGAGCGGCUCGUCGCCUCGCGCUCACAGAUCGCCUCCAAGCGGGGUGGCGGCGGUGGCGGCGGUGGCGGCGGUGGCGGCGCGGCGGCGGCGGGAGGAGGAGGAGGAGAAGGGGGAGGAGGAGGAGAAGGAGAAGGCGGAGGAGGAAGAGGCGGCGGCGGCAUUGCGGGCGGCGAUCCGCCCCCGACGGGCGUGCUCUUCGAUGGCGGCUGGCUCGACUGGGCAGUGGUCUGGGCAGAGAUCCUUGGGAUCAUCUGGGUUCCGGCACUUGUCUUCCGGCUCGUCUUCACGGCGAUGGCGGCGGAGAUGGGCGACAUCUACCACCAGAUGAACUCGACCCACUUUUGGGUCUCCAACGUGACCGCCGACGACGAGCCCGCAAGCCACCGCAGGGGCCGGGACAAGCCGCCGCCGCCACAGCGGGCCAACCUCAACGCGCUGCUGCUCGGGCUCACCGUUGCCACCGUAAGCGCCGGGAUGCUCCUCGGCCUCGCUUCGCUGGCCGCGCGACGCUCGGUCGCUCGCCGCCCGCGAGAGAAGGCGGACUAG